This is a messenger RNA of Manihot esculenta (cassava), 1986 nucleotides long. Its product is annotated as protein NRT1/ PTR FAMILY 5.2. The coding region runs from base 84 to 1904 and encodes 606 amino acids. Gene Ontology annotation, biological process: transmembrane transport; dipeptide transport. Gene Ontology annotation, molecular function: dipeptide transmembrane transporter activity; tripeptide transmembrane transporter activity. The record is from RefSeq and is a predicted model, not a curated record. Gene Ontology annotation, cellular component: membrane. NCBI's taxonomy places the organism in Eukaryota, Viridiplantae, Streptophyta, Magnoliopsida, Malpighiales, Euphorbiaceae. The transcript has 4 exons.
ACCUUCCAGUUUUACAAGAAAAGGUCCACUCAUUUACAUGAACCUUUAUUAAACGACCCCAUAGUGUCCAUUGCUGACCUACAAUGGAGAAAGUAGAAGAGAAAGGUCCUGCAAGUGGCAGAGAAGAUUACACAGAAGAUGGUACUGUGGAUCUCAAGGGAAGACCAGUGUUGAGAUCAAAGACUGGGGGAUGGCGAGCUUGUUCUUUCAUCGUUGGAUAUGAGAUUUUUGAGAGGAUGGCGUACUAUGGAAUAGCAUCAAAUCUGGUGCUGUAUCUGACGAAGAAGCUCCAUGAAGGGACUGUGUCUUCUGCAAAUAAUGUCACCAACUGGGUUGGCACUGUGUGGAUGUUGCCCAUUUUAGGUGCUUAUAUUGCAGAUGCUCAUCUUGGCCGAUUCUGGACUUUUGUCAUUGCUUCUGCCAUUUAUCUCUCGGGAAUGAUCCUGUUAACCCUAGCAGUUUCGUUACCGGCCCUAAGGCCUCCUUCAUGUGGUCCUAGCAUCAAAGAAGAAGACUGUGACCUAAAGGCCACAGCCCUACAAAAGGGUAUAUUCUAUGCAGCCCUGUACACUAUAGCAGCCGGAACUGGUGGAACCAAGCCAAAUAUUUCCACCAUGGGAGCAGACCAGUUCGAUGAUUUUGAACCAAAAGAAAGGGUCCAAAAGUUAUCAUUUUUCAAUUGGUGGAUGUUUAGCAUUUUCUUUGGAACCCUUUUCUCUAACACUUUCUUGGUUUACAUUCAAGACAAUGUGGGUUGGACACUUGGCUAUGCCCUUCCAACUGUGGGACUGGCUGUCUCAAUUGCUGUGUUUUUUGUGGGCUCUCCAUUUUACAGGCAUAAAUUGCCCUCUGGGAGCCCAUUCACUAAGAUAGUUCAAGUACUUGUGGCUGCCUUGAGGAAGCAGAAUGUGGCUGUCCCUGAUGAUCCAAAAGAGCUGCAUGAGCUUAACCUAGAGGAGUACUCAUCAACUUCUGGGAAAUUCAGAAUUGACCACACCCCCUCAUUGAGAUUCCUAGACAAAGCUGCAGUGAAGACUGGUUCAAUCUCACCUUGGAUGCUAUGUCCAGUGACACAAGUAGAACAAACAAAGCAAAUGAUCAAAAUGCUUCCAGUUUUAUUCAUCACAUUCAUACCAAGCACCAUGUAUGCUCAAGUCCACACAUUAUUCAUCAAACAAGGCACUACCUUAGAUAGAUCAAUGGGACCCCAUUUUGAAAUCCCACCAGCUUGUCUCACAGCAUUUGUCACAAUCUUCAUGCUCAUCAGCCUCGUCAUCUAUGAUCGUUACUUGGUUCCAGCAGUUAGGCCAUACACAAAAAAUCCAAGAGGAAUUUCAUUGCUGCAGAGAAUGGGAAUUGGGUUUAUCUUGCAUGUGAUUAUAAUGAUCACAGCUUUUUUAACUGAAAGGAGAAGACUAAUUGUUGCAAGAGAGAACAAUAUUGUCAAAAAGGAAGAAAUUGUUCCUCUCAGCAUCUUUGUUCUUCUUCCUCAGUUUGCUUUAAUGGGGGUUGCUGAUACUUUUGUGGAAGUUGCAAAGAUUGAGUUCUUCUAUGAUCAAGCUCCAGAAGGAAUGAAGAGCUUGGGGACCUCGUAUUUUACUAGUAGCUUGGGAAUUGGGAAUUUUCUCAGCAGUUUUCUUCUCAAAACAGUGGCUGGUAUCACUAAGAAGGAUGGCCAUAAAGGGUGGAUCUUGGAUAACUUGAAUGAAUCUCACUUAGAUUAUUAUUAUGCAUUCUUGGCUGUGUUGAUGUUUCUCAACUUGCUAAUCUUCUUUGUUGUGGCCAAGUUCUUUGUUUACAACAUUGAUGUUGACUCCAAAAGAGAGUUGCAGGAAGCCAUUGAAGCUUCACCAGAGAAGCUUCAUACUCAAGAUAAAGAAGAAAUGAAGCCUGGACAAAGUUGAAUCUACAAUAAAACUGUUGCUAAUACAAGUGCUAUAUGUAAUAAUUUUUCAUCUUGGUGUAUAUAUUUCUUGCUUCUUGAAA